UCACUUCACCUGAGUAGGUCCGCCAUGGGGAAGACCACCACAGGCCAGAUAGUCAACCUGAUGUCCAACGAUGUGAACAGGUUUGAUCAGGUAACAGUGUUCUUGCACUAUCUGUGGAUGGGACCACUGCAGGCUGUCGCAGUGACUGCCCUGCUCUGGAUGGAAAUAGGAAUGUCGUGUUUUGCCGGGAUGGCGGUUCUCAUUAUUCUUCUGCUUUUGCAAAGCUGCUUCGGGGUGUUGUUUUCAUCACUUCGGAGUAAGACUGCAGCUCUCACAGACGACAGGAUCAGGGCCAUAAGCGAAGUCAUAACUGGCAUCAGAACAGUAAAAAUGAAUGCUUGGGAAAAGUCAUUUAUAGACCUUAUUACCAGACUGAGAAGGAAGGAAAUUUCCAGGAUUCUGAAAAGUUCCUACCUUAGGGGCAUGAAUUUGGCAUCAUUUUUUGCUGUAAGCAAAAUCAUGAUUUUUGUCACCUUCAUCACCAAUGAGCUCCUUGACAACCGGAUCUCAGCCAGCCAAGUGUUUGUGGUGGUGACGCUGAUCGAGGCUCUGCGGUUCUCGAGCACCCUCUACUUCCCCAUGGCCGUCGAGAAGGUGUCAGAGGCUGUUGUCAGCAUCCGAAGAAUCAAGAAUUUUUUAUUACUUGAUGAAAUACCACAGGUCAACACUCAGCUGCCAUCAGAUGGUGAAGUGAUGGUGGACAUGCAAGAUUUCACUGCUUUUUGGGAUGAGGAAUCGGAAACCCCAACCCUACAAGGCCUUUCCUUUACUGUCAGACCCGGUGAACUGUUAGCUGUGGUCGGACCUGUGGGAGCAGGAAAGUCUUCAGUGUUAAGUGCUCUGCUGGGGGAGCUGCCCCCUAGCCAGGGGAAGGUCAGCGUGCUUGGGAAGAUUGCAUAUGUUUCUCAGCAGCCCUGGUUGUUUCCAGGAACUGUGAAGAGUAACAUUUUAUUUGGGAAGAAAUAUGAAGAAGAGCGAUAUAAAGAAGUAAUAAAGGCUUGUGCUUUGGAAGAGGAUUUGCAGAAUUUGAAGGAAAGAGAUCUAACUGUAACAGGAGAUGGGGAAGGGAACCCACUGAGUGAAGGACAGAAAGCCCGGGUCAGCCUUGCCAGGGUAAAUGGAGCCGUGUAUCAGGACGCAGACAUCUACCUCCUGGACGAUCCGCUCAGCGCAGUGGACACAGAAGUCAGCAGGCACUUGUUGAACA
Molecule: messenger RNA, 1207 nt
Organism: Capra hircus (goat)
Lineage: Eukaryota; Metazoa; Chordata; Mammalia; Artiodactyla; Bovidae
Product: multidrug resistance-associated protein 4-like
Biological process (GO): transmembrane transport
Cellular component (GO): plasma membrane
Molecular function (GO): ATP hydrolysis activity; ATP binding; ABC-type transporter activity
Source: RefSeq, a predicted model, not a curated record